Messenger RNA from Meloidogyne enterolobii, 2503 nucleotides. NCBI's taxonomy places the organism in Eukaryota, Metazoa, Nematoda, Chromadorea, Rhabditida, Meloidogynidae. The record is from the annotation of a GenBank genome assembly.
UAUAAACACAAUUUUGGACAAUAACCAAGUAUUUUCAAUGGAUUUAGCUAAAGAAUUUUUGGCUGAAGUAUUAAAUGAGAGAAUUUGUUUGGCAUCAAAUUUCUCUUCUGGAAAUGAAAAGAAAACGACAAAUUCCUCUUCUUCUAGUCUAACAACAACAAAUAAACAACAAGAAUCAGCAAUUAUUGAAGCAAAUAAAUAUUUGGAGAAUUUGAAGUCUGUGUCUAUACAUGUGCUGUUGGGACAUACAGAAUGUAAAGAAGUUGGGGAUAAAUUGUGUUCGGCUAUGCAAGAUACUGAGGUUUGGACCUUCAAGCUCCACCAUCAACGACCUUCCGAUUCAAUUGGUCGUCCUCCAAUGCUGCCAUUAUUUUUAAAACAAGCUCUACGUUCUCAGCUACACUUUUCACCUCUUCGUUCUUGGUUGACAGCUAACAAGACUCUUCCUUGUGGCCUUUUCCCUGUUGUUCGUGUCUUGGCCAGUGAUCAUCUACUUUCAAGUCCAAUUUCUUCUCAAGUCCAAUCUCAUAAAUUCCCUGCUUGUUGUUGUUCUACUACUCCAAAUGGAGGGGGAAUAUGGUUAGAACUUUGUGUUCAGUGGUUGAAACGAGAAUAUUUUCUUUCAAAAGCGCCAAUUUUGUGUCCUUCUAUUGAAAUGGAUUGUAACGAUUCUUGGGUUCUUCCACCUUUGUCUGACACAAAUAAUGGGCUCAACCAAGAACAAAAUCAGCGUCCAAGUUCUUCGCUAAGUUCAUCAUUGUGUAGUAGCAGUAGUGACUCUGAUGAAGAUAUUCAAGAGGAAGAUGAGAGUGAAUUGUCUUCAUCCUCCUCGUCUUCACCAAUACCUACACAUUCUCAAAGCAAUAUUAAUGAACAAAUAUCUCAUCAAAAGCAAGACAACACUGAAAGUAACAACAACAACAGCAACAGUAAUAAUAUAAAUAAUAAUAUUUCUUCAUUGUCUCGUCGCAACUCUCAAAAUAUCCAAUCUAGUCUUCAAUUUGUAAAUGAAAGCCAAAAUAGACGAGAGCGUUCCCAACGUAGAUUACGUCCUUCUAGACCUAUUCAAUCAUCAACUAAUUCAACAACAACAACAAUUCAAUUACCUUCAUUACCACCAAAACAUUCUCAAUUACUUCAACAAUAUCAUCACCACCACCAUCAUCAAUCUAUUCAACGGAGUAGACGACUUGUUAUGCAGCGGGCGAGGAAAGCAGCGACGAAAAAAAUUAAUGAUGGACCUUCAAUAAAAGAAAAUAAUUCAGACAAUAAACAAAAAGAGGAUAAAAUGGAAGAGGAUAAAGCGGAAAAAGUAAAAAUUGAAAAUAAAAAAGAAAUGGAGGAAAAUAAUAAGAAUGUUGGAGGGAUUGAGAAAAUGGAAUAUUCUUCUCCACAACGUCUACAACAACAGCAACCAUCUUCCCAAUGUUCAACACCUCCUCCACCUUUCCAACAGCAUUUAUUGUUGCGUGGAGUAAACAUAACCUCACCACCAUCUCGAAUGUUAUUCCAACAACGUCAACAUUCCUCUUUAUCAGCACUUCACAACAACAACAAUAUUAAGAAUCCAAACAAUUUAUUUCGUCGUUGUUGUUCAGCUAGAUUAGUUUGUAAUUUUGAAGAAAGUAUUUUGAGUGGUCGACUAACUCCGAGCAGUAUUGUUGAUGGUUAUUCACUUCAAUUAAUGGUUGUUCCAACCCAGUCAAUGGUAAUGGCACCCGGUGGCGGUUUCUUCUCUGUCCAACGAGUUAAAUACCCAGUUCAAACAUUCUUUUUCUUCAACGAAAUGGGUGGUUCUUCACUAAAUGAGAUCUCAACAAGAACUCCAGCUUUAUUACAUUUGGCCCGUUGUGAACUCGAUUCAGGUGGUAUUCCAAUCCCUCGGCAUUGCAAUCUUCAAGCGGUGCUUUUUAAUCCUCAGGGCUCAGUAAUUAAAAUUUUUAUGGUAGAAGUUGAUGUUAAAGAUAUGCCUCCUUGUUCAACAACAUUUAUUCGGCAAAGAACUUUUUGUGAAACAAAAACGGGUAUUAACAAUAAUUACUUUCCUUCUUCCUCUACUUCUUCCUCUUCCUCUUCAUCUACUUCAAAUCAAACUGCCAACAAAAAUUUAAAUAUAAAAAACACUACGGGUUUAAUGACUUCAAUGAUGUCUUCUUUAACAAUGCCAAAUACUACAAUAAACAAUAGAAUGCCAUCAACAGCCAGUGCUUUACGUUUUUUGAUACAUUUGAGACUGGCCUCAAACGAAACGGGUUGUAUUCGUCUACAUACCGAUAUUCGAAUGCUUUUUUCUAAUAAAUCAACAGAACUUGAAGGUCUUGAUCGUCGUCUUUUAUUAGCUGUGGCUGACAACAAUAAUAACAGCAACAACAAUAAUUCUAAUAGAAAUCGUUUGUCUUUACCUCCAGGUAUUUUAGAGGGAACGAUAAAUGGUGAGGGAAGUAAUAGAAUGCAUACAAUUGCUGAAAUGCCUGUUGGACCUAAAUAUUCGCCUGUUAAAUAA